Funneliformis geosporum is the source of this 818-nucleotide messenger RNA. Lineage: Eukaryota; Fungi; Glomeromycota; Glomeromycetes; Glomerales; Glomeraceae. The record is from the annotation of a GenBank genome assembly.
AGCCGUGAUUGAUAUAGAUGCCUCACAGGAAGAUAUGAAAACAUCUGGUGUUAAGGCACAAGAAGUAUUUAUUCGAAUCUGCCUAUCUUUUAUAAGAGCCUUAUAUCGAAUUCUUGAUUGUAGCUGGAAGGAUAUUCUCAAUGGUUUAGUAAUCGCUACAUCAUCGGACUCUAGCAAGUGUAGCUACCAUAUUUUAUACGCACCAGCUCUUCUUAUUGAUCAUCACAAACUCAAAGCAUUUACUGAAUUAGUAUAUACUAUAACUGGGGAAAAAUUCGGUAAGUUUAUCAAUCGAAAAUUACCUGGUCAAAAUUUCAACCUUCGUCUUAUUGGUUCAGCAAAAAAAGGUCACAUAAUGGCUGGAAUCAAUCACGUUAGGGUUCAACCGCCUUCUAGUUUGGGACUUGUAGUAAGACCUCGGAUCCUUAGUGAAGAAAAAAAUAAUAAUCCAUUAAAAAUAAUCGUAGGUCAGGAUGUAUUGCAAAAAUAUGCGAAACUUGUUUUGCAAAAGCAUUCUAAUUAUCUUAGGGAUUGGACUAUCGAAGAAAAGGAAGAAACAAAGGAAAACUUCAUAUAUUUCAACCAGAAAGCUUUACUAGAAUGUCCACUAUGUAAACGUAUACAUGACAAGGAUCAGAGGUGGUUCAGCCGUAUAUGCGCUAGCAGUGGGAGAUUCAUCGUAAAAUGCUUUCGGCAGAAUAGUGAUGAACCAGGAGAUGUUUUUGAAUGUGACCCAUCUAUUGCAGAAAAAAUUCAGCAAAAAAAUAAAAAUAUAUCUUCAGAGCAUCUGUCUAGCAUUCGCAAGAUAAAAGGCCCAG